Molecule: messenger RNA, 756 nt
Organism: Phytophthora infestans T30-4
Lineage: Eukaryota; Oomycota; Peronosporomycetes; Peronosporales; Peronosporaceae
Exons: 1
Coding region: 1-756 (251 amino acids)
Source: RefSeq, a predicted model, not a curated record
AUGGAUGACUACUUUGCCAAGAUUACUGCGUCAGUGAACGAACGGGACUUGCCAUUAACCGUGUGGUUGCCACAUUCGUCCGGUCGGGACUUUGUGAACGCCUCCUUCAACGAGUAUCCGAUUAACAAGAUUAUUCUGUCAGGCAAGCUAGGCUCGAACUGGUAUCCGCUACGACACUGGCUGGGAAUUUAUCAGCAAGACCAUAGGGACAUCAUGGAUGUGUAUCAGCAUUCCGGUUAUUAUGUAGCAGACAACCAGUCGGCCAUCUACGCGUCGUAUCUGCGCUCGUAUCGCACGGGCAUCACAACAACGUUGAUUUUCCAGUACGUCAUUGCAAAGAUCUUCGAGAUUCCUUCAACAGGGACACUGUUGGCUGUAAAUCGUGACGUGGCCCCACUGCUGGCUGCACUGGGGAUGAACGAGGGCGAGCAUUAUAUUGGAUUCGAUCGGCGGGACCCAGAGGAGAUCGUUUGGUGGGUAAACGACCCUCGCAACUGGCCAGAAAUCGAUCGGAUCCGUCGCGCUGGGAUGGAACUUGUACGGGAGAAGCAUCUGGUGACGAACCGUGUGAAGGCACUAGAUCUGUUCAUGAUGGAGGGUGAGGCGGUGUACCAGAACCCGCCCGCAUUGCACCUUAAAAGUCCGUGCCCGUCCAAGGCGCUGCCAGACGAGCACGAAUGCCAGACGAGAUUCGAUCGCGAGUCGUUCUACAAGUGUGAUCGAUGGUUCUGCGGUGCGCACUCGAUCUUGCACUAA